GUCUUGCCUUCUUCAGACGUGGGGCUUCACACACAUUCUUUUACCGUUAUCCUGUCGCCACCGAUAUUUUCCUAGUCCCGAGGAUUACAGCGACAUCAUCUAGGCCCAGUUCUCCACCAUAUACUCGGCAAAUAUAAGUCUUGAUCCCCUCACAGAAACCUACCAAUCAUGACGUUGAAUGGAGUAUUUUCUGUAUCGCCUCCAAAGACGAGGGUGAUACUCGUAGGGGUGGGCGGCGCGACGUGCUCCGGCAAAACGACACUAGCGAAGCAUCUCAAGAGCAUCAUACCCGAUAGUGUCAUUAUUCAUCAAGAUGAUUUCGCCCCACCUCAGGAGCUCGUACCGUAUCAUCCAACUUACAAAGUGCAAGACUGGGACGCCGCACCAGGCGCAAUUGAAUGGUCUCGGCUGAUUAAGUUUUUGCGCCACGUCAAAGCUUCAGGAGAGAUACCAAGCGACCAUCGCAGUCACGAUCAUCUGAAUGAACAGAAAUUGGUACCGGUAGACGAGGAGAUCAAGCAGCGAUGGCAGAACGAAUUUGAAAAAAUCAAGGAGGCGAACACGGAGGCGGGGGAGCGCGUAAUCUGGGGUUUGGUGGACGGCUUUUUGCUGUAUUGGCAUCCUGAAGUUAUCGAACAGCUGGACGUCCGCAUAUUCCUCCGUGUGCCGUAUGACGUACUAAAGGAAAGGCGACACCAACGACACGGUUACCACACAGCAGUGCAAUCCGAUCCAGAGGGCUCAUUAUGGCGCGACCCUCCCAUGUAUUGGGAGCAAAUUGUGUGGCCGGCAUAUGUCGAUGCACAUAGAGAUAUGUUUUUAGAUGGAGAUCUGGAACACGGGGAACCUGGAGACAAAGUCAAGGACGCAUUGAUUAUCGAACCCUUAACAAAGAGUAUGGGGGAGGUUGUAGAGAUAUGCUGUCAGGCCUUGAGAGACACCGAGACGAGGUAAACUGCACCGCAUAGAAUACUUGAUCCUGUAGAAUAUUUAGUCCUAUAGAAUACUUUUAUAAGUACUUAUUAUAAAAAUUUCAAUUCACUUC
Messenger RNA from Guyanagaster necrorhizus, 1045 nucleotides. Its product is annotated as P-loop containing nucleoside triphosphate hydrolase protein. NCBI's taxonomy places the organism in Eukaryota, Fungi, Basidiomycota, Agaricomycetes, Agaricales, Physalacriaceae. The coding region runs from base 169 to 954 and encodes 261 amino acids. The transcript has 7 exons. The record is from RefSeq and is a predicted model, not a curated record.